AUGAAAGCAAAGUGGGUCAGAAAGCUGCUCAGGCCCUCCUCACCCAAGUCCUCUUCUACUUCCACCGGACCAUCCACUUAUUCUUUGUCUCACCCAUUACCGCAACCAUUCCAGCCUCAGCUUCAUUCUUUACCAUCGCCUCCAAUCUCACCUACUUCUCCAGUCAAGAAAAGGGCUAUCUUUGGAUUCUCUCACAGAAACGAAUCCGUCCCCAAGCUCUUGACCAUGGUCUUCAGUUCCAUCAGCGAACAUGAUCCGUUCAGGCAACUUCGCCGUUCUCACAGCACGCUCAAACCGACUGCGCCUAAUACAAGUCAUACUGUCACCAAACAUGAGCCUGCAGACACCAAUAUGGACAAGGAAAUCGAGACCACCACCCUCUACUAUUACCCACCAGAUCCUACGGAAGAAAUCUUCGAGGAGCCUCAGUGGAGGCAUUCUCAACAACUUGAUACGAAGGACAUUCGACUUAGAUCCAAUAGCCUACCUUCAUUCCCAACUCACACUCACCGAGCGCGUCCCAAACCCCGGCCCCAUGAGAUCACAUCCUUACCUGAAAACUACGUGCAGUACUUGAAGCAUCAGCAGGAACAGUAUGAAGAAAAUCAGCGUUUUUCACCUGCCCCUACUUUUCAACAGGGCAAGCAACAACGACAUGGACUAGGCCGGUACGCGCGGCACUCGGGUGACACAAUUGCGGCACUAAGGGCCUCGGCUGCGAGAAUGUUUGAUUCUGCAUCUCGGCCAACCUCGCCAUCACUCCCAUGUUUGUCAACAUUGCCUGCUAAAGGAAAACAUUUGAAAUUUCGUGAUCAUCCAAGCUGUCCCUUCAACACGCCGUGCGUCUCGGAUUCUAUUGGGCUACCGUCCAUCCUGCAUGCCCGAAUUCACCAUAUCAACAGUCUCUCCCAUGCGUUGAAGCAGCGUGUGGCGGAUGACCCGAAUUAUGAACUGCUUUUAAAGGUUAUGGAUAGCCUCGACGGAUCGGUCGAAGGCCUCUGCCAGAAGAUCGGAACGACCAUAGGUAUUGCUCCUCAGCAGCACACAGGAUCUCACUCAGGAACAGCGGCCAUUAAUGUCCAAGACAUAGUAUCAUCCCCGCGCACUCCACCCACCUCCACUACAAUGUCGCCAGUACCUUUGCGCCCGCGCCGGUCAAGCACAAGCGAUAUACCACCGUCGACACACAAAAGGGUUCUGAAAUUGAGCUCUCGAAGAUCCACAAGUGUGGGUGUGAGCAAAACGCAGCCUCCGCGGCUUUAUCAAGCCAGUAGCAACGGUACCACAGCCUCAUCGCCAAUCACAGCAGGACCACCAUCACGGAACAAUAGAUCUCGGCGUCCUUCCUGUUGCUCAACGUUGCCUCCGCCUCCGGUUCAGACACUACCCAGGGUACCAUUGUGCAAGCGACCGUCUCUCCGAUCGGUUUCUCUGCCUGCGGCUCCUAUAUUUUUUCAGCCCCCUUCUGGUCCACCGCCGCCUGUUCCUGUAGCACCCCCACAGACUGAACGAUUACAUCGCCUCCGAUCCAUGCAGCAAACCGCUUCAGCUGAGGAGCAUAGACGUUCUGGGCAUGACGGUGUCUGUCCCCUCGUCAGCCAGGUUGUGGAUAGCCAUGGCGAAACCGAACUGAAAACAGUGCCUCUGGUACUUCCACAGGACCCGGAAAUGUUUAGCAGUGAUAAACCAAUCUCGUUGCUUCUGUAA
Gamsiella multidivaricata is the source of this 1707-nucleotide messenger RNA. RefSeq lists its product as uncharacterized. The transcript has a single exon. The record is from RefSeq and is a predicted model, not a curated record. NCBI's taxonomy places the organism in Eukaryota, Fungi, Mortierellomycota, Mortierellomycetes, Mortierellales, Mortierellaceae. The coding region runs from base 1 to 1707 and encodes 568 amino acids.